CAUGCACGCGCGCCGCUGCCGCUUCAACAUGGAGCUGUACAAGUUGUCGGGGCGCGUCAGCGGCGGCGUGUGCCUCAAGUGUCGGCACUUCACGGCGGGCCGGCACUGCCACUACUGCCGCGAGGGCUACUACCGGGACCCCACCAAGCCCAUCUCGCAUCGCAAGGCCUGCAAAGCGUGCGACUGCCACCCGAUCGGGGCGUCGGGCAAGACGUGCAACCAGACGACGGGACAGUGCCCCUGCAAGGACGGCGUGACCGGCGUCACCUGCAACCGCUGCGCCAAGGGCUACCAACAGAGCCGGUCGCACAUCGCGCCCUGCAUCAAAAUACCGCGAGUGGCCGCCACGCAGAUCUCUACUGGCAGUGAAGAAAGUGGCGGUGGUGCCUCCACCAGCGGAAGAGACCAGUGCGGAAAAUGCCGUGCAGGGACACGGAGGCUCAAUCUGAACAAGUACUGCCGCAGGGACUAUGCUAUUCUAGGGAAAGUGCUGGAGCGUGAGACAGUGGAAGAUUGGGUGAAGUUCUCUCUGAGCAUCCAGUCUGUGUACAAACGUGCAAGGGAGUCACGUCUGCGUAGAGGCAAUACCUAUCUCUGGGUUCACAUGAAAGACCUGGCAUGCAAAUGUCCCAAAGUCAAAACCAACAAGUCCUACUUGAUUCUUGGUAAAGAACGUGAAGGUGACCAACCUGGUCUGACCAUAGGACGGCGCUCUAUUGUCAUAGAAUGGAAAGAUGAAUGGCACAGGCGAAUGAGACGCUUCCAGCAUCGAGCACGCAAAUGUGACUGAAACCUGUAGAGGCAACUCCACAUCUUGUGACAAAGGAUCAUUCACUUACAGAUUCUGCAAUAAUAACAUGUGACAGAAAUAACACUACAGCAUAUUCUUAGCAGCUGCUGUGUGUUUUUCUGCUCAUGCAUGGCCAUAUUGCUUUUUACAUUACAAGAUUUUAAGAAAGGUAUCGUGAGUAAGGUGCUACCUAUUUUUGGUUACCAACUGCUGAAUCCCAGAAUUCUCAUAAUUACGUUUUUAUGUAACAGAGGUACAAGAAGUCAGUAUUAGACUGUCAUAUAUAUAAACAGUAACAUAUCAAACUGAAUGGUAAGUCAGCAUAAGAAGCAAAACUAAUAACAUAUUCUCAAAAAUCAGGCUAUUCAUAGUAAAAAAGGUUUCCUCUGGUAACACCAGUGAAAAUAUAUGUUAAGCUAGUAGUUCAAAAUGUAUCAUUCACCGGAUUCUUAAGUCCAAAUCUAAUAAGCUAAUGACAUAUCUCAGAUCUGCGAGUGAAAUCCUGCAAGUGCAACAAGUGUUAGUGGAAGAAGAAAGUUACCAGAAUCUUGUGAGAAUUGUAGACUGCAGGAAUAAAGCAGAAAAGAAAGUGGGGAGUGUGGCAAGUUCAUGAUUGUACAGAAAAGUAUUAGCCAAACCACGAUAAUGGUGGCAUUAUUUAAUUGAAUGUCUUUUGCAUUAGUAACUGUAUAUUAAGAACAAAUUUACAAUAUUAGAACUUUUCAUAUUAGAUAAUUUUUAUUAAUUUAUUAUUAAAUGAAUUUCCUUUGUUAAAGCCCAUAAUAUAAUGAGCAAGAUCUGUAUAAGAUGCAAUUAGUGUUUAGACAAAGUGAGAAGUGAUUUACUGCUUGUAGCUGCAAAUCUGCAGAUGUUUCAGAAAUUCAUGUUUAAUUCUUUUUGAAAUAAACAAAGAACAGUGAGAAUAGUUGCUUUAUUGUGGGAAGAGAAAACCUGUUAUGUUUCACUCUGAAAUACAUACAGGGAAGUCAUAAACGGCAAAGUAAGGAAAAAAAAACUGCUUUCUACAUGAGUGACUUGUUGAGUCUUAAACAGAAUGCCAUCCAAAAACCAUAAAAGAAACAAACAAGCUGAUAGUUAUGAGUACUACAUUAAUUUCUAGAAUUCUAUUUGAUCAUCUGUAUUAUUUUUGUGAUUAUCUCCUUGACUGUUGUUGCAAUGGAUUUGGCAUGUGCUCAGGACUGUGUGUAAAGGGCAGUUGCCCUUGUCCUACGAACUGCUAAAUCAGUACUAUAAUCAACUGUAUCAGAAUUUGUUUGUAUAGUCUCAGUGUCCAAUUUAACAAAAUUUUAAAAAUAAUCAUUACUUAAUGUAUCAGAGUUUGUGGACAAAUUCCAGUCUUUAGACAAGGUUUUCAUUUUCUAGUAUACUGUUUAAGUUUUAUGACUUUAUUAGAAAGUCCACUUGAUCUUUGUGGUUUAAGAAAGAACUUGUAAUUAAGGCAAACACAUUUGAGAGAGCUUUUAGCUACAUUGUAAUUUGAUCACCCUUUCUUUUGCAAUUAAAUUAGAAAAUUUACUUUUGGGAAAAUAUAGGUUCAUUCAACUUGUUUAUUGCAAUUUCUUUUGCCUUUAAGCAAUCUGACUGAACAGCCACAUUAGAUUUACAUUUGUCUAGCUUGUGUUCAAUGUUCAUAUCUGACAAGAACUAUGGAGCAAAAGCUACUUGAAAUGAACUUCACUAACUGAAACCCAGUUGUCAGUUUUGCACAGGUUUGAUAAAGUGAAGUCUGCCAAUGCACUUAGUUCAUAGACCAAUGAUUUUUGACUAUUAUUUAAAUAAAAAUAUUUAUAUCAUAUUUGUAAUUUUACACAAACUUUUUUAUGUGCUAGCACAACUUGUACAGUAUUAAUGUAAAGCUAUCAUGUGCCAUAACACAGUGUUGUAGGUAUGUGUCAGUAAGUUCCUAAAAUUGUGUUGCUAUAACUAAGUACUUUUGUGCACUUCAUCUUAAAAUCUGAAUUGCAGAAUUUUUUGUGUUCUGGUAUCAAGAAAGUUUCACUGAUGGAUACACAUGAAUGCGGGUCAAAAAUCGGUAGAACAUGUAUAUCAAACUGUUUCAAACAUUUAAAUUCCAUUAGUCUGGUUCACAGACCAGGGGCAUCACACAGUAUUGUCUGUCACCAUAUCUCAUACUCGCAUUCACAGUCUGAUUGGUCAAUAACUGCACAAUUAAAUAAAUUUAAAAUGAAUCCUGAGUAGAACACAAGCAAUGGAAUGAGUGAAUACAAGUGUGUGUGUGUGUGUGUGUGUGUGUGUGUGUGUGUGUGUGUGUGCACGCGCACACACACUUCUUUGAGACAGUGAGUGACUGGUUCCCUUAACUCAUUCCAUUGUUUAAAAUAUUAUCUGAAGUACUUAAAUGCAUCAUUGUUGGAACACAAUGAAUUAAUAAAUUAAUAACUGAAAGCCAGCAUUCACUAUAACAUUGCACUGUUUCUUAUGGAAAGGCAUAAAUGAACAAAAGUGCUGCAUUUGUUCAUUUUGCACCUCAUAGAAUGUCACAUGAAGAUGCAGGUCUUACAAAAUUACAGGACAUGUUGACAUUGCACACACAUGGUUUUGUGGACAAGAUACUUAAUGUGAGCUAUUUUAAAAAAUGUUUGUCACAUUGUCCAAUAGUUCUUAUGUUCAUUUGCAAUGUAUACUGACAAAGAGAGGUACCCAGUGAUGCGAUCGACUUUUGAAACUAUUUAUACGGUGUUCUAGGUUAAGAUCCCAGGUAUUGCCUACUGCAGUCAUUCACAAUCGUACGCCCUAGUUUGCAAGUAAUUGGCAAAAAAAAAAAAAAACAUCACACCACACAACAGUACGUAAUGCAACUUUUUUAAUGCUGUUGAGAUUAACAUAAAAUUCUGAAUUUCUUUCUUGUCAAUUAAUCACAAGCGAGGGCCCACUAAGUUGAGUAGCUGCAGUAUGUGAUACCUGGGAUCUUAACUGACAUCACCUUAGAGACAGUUUCAAGAAGUUGACCGCUUGUGACCUUUCCUUGUAAGAAAUAGGACACUACUUAUGUGAUUAUUAAUCUGUAUCAACAAAUAAUUGCAAUCACAAAGACACUAAUCUUUGCCAACAGUGUAUUUCAUAUUUCAAUGUCACAUUUGAUCUCAUUUCUUACCUUCCAGGAAGUGUGACUUCUGUUAAGGCAAUUAAACAACAUGGAACACUGGAAUAAGUAAUAAUGUAUGAGGUAUUACACACAAGUGCAGCACGUCACACUCAUUUAGUAUUAAUUGUAUGAGUAUCGUAUUGAAAAAGAAUUUAUAUGGGGCACUUUUUUGUUCUUUGCAUAUUGAGCUACACACAUGUAAUGAAUGAAAAAUAAGGGCUGUGUGACUAGGAGAGUGCUCAUCAAAUAUUAUGCAGUAAAGUCUAUUUCAUUAUUGGAAGCACCUGAAACAUGUUUGUCUCUAAUCUGUCACCUGAUUUGUUAGAAAUCAACCAAACGACAGAAAUUUACAAGAUUUUGUUUAAUUUCAAAGGGCUUCCUUCUCUACAAUCAAACCAAUUACUGUUGGAUCACAACUGCAAUAAAGUACAUUCAGUGUUGAAAAAUCAUUACUACAGCGAAUCAUGCAAAUCUUGCAUUCAUUUCAGGUUAUUAAUAUGUAAUGUCUCCUUGAUAAUUCUAGUAUGUUAUUUUCAGCUGUAGUGAUUAUGUUCAGCGUGACAAUAGUAAAACAUUCUGUAACAUACACAUUUUUGAAGCUUAGGCUAACUUAUUCCACUGUGGCAAGCAACUGAUACACAUUACUAUAAUCACACACAGUACAACAAAUGGCAAGUUUUUUGCCAGUUCACUGGCUUAAUAAACUUUUGGCUCAUUUCAUCACAACAUGAAAUGAGAUUAACCCAUUAAUGACUACAUGCUUUAUGUUAAGUUUCAAACUUCAGUACUGGUAACAUUGAGCAGUGUGUCCAGUAAUUGCUGUAUACAAUUAAUUACUGUUGAUAUUGCACUUGUUGGUUUUAUUUCACUGUGCAACAGCAAUGAAUCCCAUUACAGUUGCUUAUUUUAUGCUCGUGCCAUACGCUGUGCAAUGUUAUGAGAACUACGGUAACAGAAUAAUUUUUUCAAUAAAUUUUUUCUGCCUCUCUCAGGUGUGUGCAUGUGCAUUUGUGUGUGUGUGUGCGUACCUGCAUGUGUGUGUGUGUGUGUUUUGCACCUUUCUUCCAACCGACAUAGCCCCAUGACAUCUCUCUCAUCAUCACCAACAUCUGAAUGUAGUUAUCAAUUUGGAUACCAUGUACUUAGACCACAGGUGCUUAUAAUUGACAGUAAUAGAAUGUACACAUGAAAGUUGUAUCACUAGAAGAUUCUUAAUAGUGGUAAUAAUACUUUUUAAUAAAUUCUAAUUUAUGAGCUCAACUCUGCUGGAGCAAACGAAUUUAAACUGAAGGCUGAUUAAGUUCUGUUAUUUGGCACUAAUUACUGUUGAAUAGCACUCUGUAAGAGGAUACAAAAAAACAAUAUGGUAUGCUUAAUAUAAGAGGAUAUUUGUACUUCAAUUUUGUGCUUCUAACUGGUACAUGUUGUAGCAGUAUAUAGAAUAUAAAUAUGUAUAUUAUGCGUAUACAAAGUGCAUGUUGCUAACAAUAUAAAUGUUAUCAAUUUAAAAACCUGUUUACGUGGAGUAAUUUAAAUACCUCCAAAAUGUUUGUAGUAAAGUAGGUGAAUACAAAAUAAAGUGAAUGCUGUAAAUUUAUGCAUGAUUUCUGUAACUUUGUACCAUAUACUGA
This is a messenger RNA of Schistocerca piceifrons (Central American locust), 5548 nucleotides long. RefSeq names its product netrin-3-like. The record is from RefSeq and is a predicted model, not a curated record. The transcript has 6 exons. Bases 2 to 790 code for a protein of 262 amino acids. Gene Ontology annotation, molecular function: protein binding. NCBI's taxonomy places the organism in Eukaryota, Metazoa, Arthropoda, Insecta, Orthoptera, Acrididae.